GCAUUAUCCAAAAUUAUCACCACCUCUCUAUGAGUAGUAUCUAUCAUAUGAUUCAGUGUUAAUCUUCUUCUCUAGAUUGUUCAAAUCCUUAAUCCUUGAUUGUACAAAGAUUAACACGGAAUAGUGUUAUGGCGACAAGUUUGAUGAAAUUGGCGAGGUUAGCUUCUGUUUCAUCGACAUGGAAGAAGGGAUUCUCAACAAUCAGUAGCAACUCCAUGGAAGGGAAGUCGAUUAAUCUCUACACCGCCAUCAAUCAAGCUCUUCACAUUGCAUUAGAUACUGAUCCUCGUUCAUAUGUAUUUGGGGAAGAUGUGAGCUUUGGUGGAGUUUUUCGAUGCACAACUGGAUUAGCUGAACGAUUUGGUAAACAAAGAGUUUUCAACACCCCUCUGUGUGAACAGGGCAUUGUUGGAUUUGGUAUUGGUCUGGCAGCAAUGGACAAUCGAGCUAUAGUUGAAAUACAGUUUGCAGAUUAUAUAUAUCCUGCUUUUGAUCAGAUUGUCAAUGAAGCAGCUAAAUUUAGAUACCGAAGUGGAAACCAGUUCAAUUGUGGAGGUUUGACGAUAAGAGCUCCCUAUGGUGCUGUGGGUCAUGGAGGGCAUUAUCACUCACAAUCCCCUGAAGCUUUUUUCUGCCAUGUUCCUGGUAUUAAGGUAGUUAUCCCACGAAGCCCUAGGGAAGCAAAGGGCUUAUUAUUGUCUUGCAUCCGCGAUCCAAAUCCAGUAGUCUUUUUUGAACCAAAGUGGCUUUAUCGCUUGGCUGUAGAAGAAGUUCCUGAGGAAGACUACAUGCUGCCAUUAUCAGAGGCUGAGGUGAUUAGAGAAGGCAAUGACAUUACAUUGGUGGGUUGGGGAGCUCAGCUGUCCAUCAUGAAAGAAGCUUGCGUUGAGGCAGAAAAGGAUGGAAUAUCAUGUGAACUGAUAGAUCUAAAGACUUUGAUACCAUGGGACAAGGAAACAGUGGAAGCUUCUGUUAAGAAGACAGGAAGACUUCUGAUUAGUCAUGAAGCUCCAAUAACUGGUGGAUUUGGUGCUGAGAUUUCGGCUUCUAUUGUUGAACGUUGUUUCUUGAGGUUGGAAGCACCUGUGGCUAGAGUUUGCGGACUCGACACUCCUUUCCCACUUGUUUUCGAACCAUUCUAUAUGCCGACAAAGAACAAGAUCUUGGAUGCAAUCAAAUCCACAGUGAAUUUCUAGACAACAGCUCGGAUAUAGGAUACAGUAGGCUGUUUGUUCUCUGUAUAAACUAUCAAGUAACUGCUAUUUGUACAUGAAACAGUCUGAUCUAUGCUUGUUGAAUUUGAUUAUUAAUAAACCACUUUGUUUGAUUUUAACCA
This is a messenger RNA of Impatiens glandulifera, 1336 nucleotides long. Its product is annotated as 2-oxoisovalerate dehydrogenase subunit beta 1, mitochondrial. NCBI's taxonomy places the organism in Eukaryota, Viridiplantae, Streptophyta, Magnoliopsida, Ericales, Balsaminaceae. The transcript has 13 exons. The coding region runs from base 129 to 1196 and encodes 355 amino acids. Gene Ontology annotation, biological process: branched-chain amino acid catabolic process; response to nutrient. Gene Ontology annotation, molecular function: catalytic activity. The record is from RefSeq and is a predicted model, not a curated record.